This is a messenger RNA of Eufriesea mexicana, 1914 nucleotides long. Its product is annotated as Zinc-finger protein interacting with CP190. Gene Ontology annotation, biological process: regulation of gene expression. Bases 1 to 1914 code for a protein of 637 amino acids. The record is from RefSeq and is a predicted model, not a curated record. The transcript has 5 exons. Lineage: Eukaryota; Metazoa; Arthropoda; Insecta; Hymenoptera; Apidae. Gene Ontology annotation, cellular component: nucleus.
AUGAUGCCAAUGUCUAAUAUAUUUUGCUUAAUAUGCAAUAUAAAUGUUGAUAUUUCAUCUUCUGUAAAUAUAUUUUCUACAUCCUUUCCUCGUCACGGAGAAUUAUUAGUAAAUUUUGUAUCACGGGUACUUCGUGUAACUACUUCUGAAUUACAAGAUCCCUAUAUUUGUUCACAAUGUUAUAACUUAUUUCAAAUGUUAGAACAAGCUCAGAAAACUGUUUUAAACAUACGUUGUGAAAUUUUGAAAAUUUACCGUACUACUGAAAGAAGAAAAAAUAUUAAACAAUCAAUAAAUAGUGAUACAAAAUUGAACAUGAGUACAAAUAUGGCAUUGGAAGAAAAAAAGUUGAAUAAUAGUGAUGAAACCCUGAAACGGAUAUCAAGUUUACAAAGUACUCAAAUUGAUGAAAUAGUACAACAACAAUGUGUUCAAGAUAAUAUAGUUAGUCAAGAUAUAAGUAAUUCAAAUACAGACAGUGUCAUGAAUACAAAAAUUGUUGCAGACUCAAAGAAACAUUUAAAAAAGAAAAUAAUUGAUUAUAACAAAGCAGAGAAUAUAAAAUCAUUUAAUUAUGAUAAUACUUAUCAUGAUAUAAAAAAAGAUGAAAUUUUAAAAAAUGAUAUGAUUCAUAAUUCAAUAGUGUUAACUAAUGAUGAUAAUGUAUGUAGUAUUACUUCACAAGCAAGUGUGCAUGCAUUAAAACUACAUGUUGGAGAAAAAAAUGUGAUUUCUCUAGUAAAUUCUGAAAAGAGUGAAUCCAAAAACCCUCUCAGAACAGAUUCAAUAUUUUGUGACAGUAAAUUACAAGUACAAAAUAUUAAUUUUAAGUGGAAAGAGAUAGAAGAAAAUAUUAAAGAAAUAAAGGAAAAUGCUGACCAUAUAACAGCGACAACAAUUGAUCAAAUAAAAAUACCUAUAAAAUCAGGAGAAUUAUCAAAAUAUGAUUUAAAAGUAUUAAAAUAUUCUUGCCCUACUUGUGAUAAAAGAUGGAAAACAUCAGCUGAAUUAAAAACACAUAUAAAAACACAUUCAACGUUAAAACCAUACAUGUGUGAAAAGUGUGGUCAAGCAUAUAAACAUAAACAUGCAUUAGAAAUACAUGUUGGAAUGCAUAAUGGGAUAAAUCCAUUUCAGUGUAAUUUUUGUAAUAAGUGUUUUACACAAAAAGGUGCACUUAUGAGACAUUUACCAAUACACACUGGUGAAAUGCCUUACCAAUGUGAAUUGUGUGGUAAAAGGUUCAUACAUCAUACAUCAUACAAUAUGCACAGAUUAUCACACAGUGGAAAGAAAUCUUAUAAAUGUCAAAUGUGUGAUUUAUCUUUGUUUUCAACAUCUCAUUUGAAAAGGCACAUGCGAGUUCAUACAGGUGAAAAACCAUAUAGUUGUACAACAUGUGGAAAACGUUUUGCAGAACGAUAUAAUUUGCUUGCUCAUCAAAAAAUUCAUGAUCCAUUUGAAAAUAAAACAAAACAGAUUAAAGAAACACAGCAUCAAUGUAAUUAUUGUAAUUUGAUAUUUGAACAGAAACAAAGUUUAAAUGAUCAUAUGAAAUAUCAUUCUGAUAUAAAUGAAUUUGAUCUUAAACGAUCACAGUGUACAGUUCUUCAAGUAGAACCAGAAGUUCAUGAAGUAUCAAAGAAUAUAGAUUCUGAACAUAGUGUACUACAAGAAACAUGGAUUCAAAUGAAUCGUUCUAAACUAGAUAUUAUUGAUAAUCAAGCGAGAUUUGUACUUUUACAAAAUCCUUUACCUCAAAUUGAUGAAAAUUCUUUUGCAGUUACAUUUAGUGACCAAAAGGUAUCCUUGGGAAGUACAAACUAUAAUACAAAUUUACAAGUAAUCAUAGAACCAUCAAAUACAACACAUUUAAGCAAUAAUCUUCCUCCUAUUGACAAAAUGCACAUGUGA